Messenger RNA from Panicum virgatum (switchgrass), 963 nucleotides. RefSeq lists its product as uncharacterized. Bases 1 to 963 code for a protein of 320 amino acids. The transcript is spliced from 2 exons. Gene Ontology annotation, molecular function: ADP binding. Lineage: Eukaryota; Viridiplantae; Streptophyta; Magnoliopsida; Poales; Poaceae. The record is from RefSeq and is a predicted model, not a curated record.
AUGGCGGCGCCGGGCGGGGACGCGAGUGGACGAGCCACUGGAAGAAAUGUUGACAUGAGAAAGAACAUACUCAAUGUUGACUCGAGAGGGUCCUUGCAGUGGAGCCAAUUCUUUCCAUUCCACCACCGAACCCUCUCCUUGCCCCCGUCUCCACUAGUACACUCCACCACCAACCAUCUUGACGCCGGAGACCUGGCUGCUUUCAGAGGCAGUGCCGUGAUCAAGCAUCAGGAUGUCGCCACCGCUUCACACGGGAGGUCACUCGCUGUCAUCGAGCUAGCUGGGGACGCGGACGAGGAGGCAUGGAGGAGGCUGUACCGCUCGGCGGCGAGCAGCAUGGGGCAUGGGAGCAAGAUCGUGAUCACAAGCAGAUCAGAGAAGGUAGCUGCACUUGGAACAGCCAAGGCUCUCAGGCUCGAGGCUCUGCCGCAAGAAGCGUACUGGUACUUCUUCAAGGCGCUCGCGUUCGGGAGCGCGAACCCGGAUGACCAUCCAAAGGUCGCAUCCCUGGCCAUGGAGAUCGCGGAGCUGUCGGAAGGUGCGUUUGUGGCAGGAAACGUAGUGGCAAACCUGAUGAGAGCCAACCAGAGCACCGAGUUCUGGCUCAGGGUGCUUCAGUGCUCGAGAGACUACACCAGGAAGCACCAAGCCAUGUUUGGCAGCCAUCCUAACAAGCUCCUGCGGCAAGGGCAGUCCGUGUACCCCUGGAGGAUGGCCGGGACUCGCGACGUCGUCACAACAGUCUGCAAGAUCUAUCAGAAGCCAUCAUCUGGGGAGGACGAUGUCCCGGGGGUAACCGUGCAAGACAUUCUUUCGGGACGUUCCACGCGCAAGGGAAAUUUCAGUGCAGUGGCAUGGGUAUCAACCGUUCCUCCCUACCGCACCUUCUUGGCGAGCUGUGCGUCGCAGACGGUCAGGUGCUCUACGGCCACCAAGAAGCGCCCGAGGCAUGCCAGGGCGUGA